Molecule: messenger RNA, 444 nt
Organism: Eremothecium sinecaudum
Lineage: Eukaryota; Fungi; Ascomycota; Saccharomycetes; Saccharomycetales; Saccharomycetaceae
Gene: YCH1
Product: phosphatase YCH1
Exons: 1
Coding region: 1-444 (147 amino acids)
Cellular component (GO): cytoplasm; nucleus
Molecular function (GO): protein tyrosine phosphatase activity
Source: RefSeq, a predicted model, not a curated record
AUGUCGGCAUCAAACAUAUCUCGGAUUAAGUAUCUAAACCCUAAGGAUCUAUAUCGUUGGAUAAAGAUAGGACAUGUAGACCGUGAGCCAUUUCAAGUUAUAGAUGUUAGAGGCAGCGACUAUAUUGGCGGCCACAUAUCAGGCAGUUGGAAUUACCCUUAUGGCCGAAUCAAAAGAGAACCGGAGCUUCUAAACGAGCUAAAAAGCAAGCUUGAGGAAAAGCUUCCAGGUGAAGGUCAAAAAUCUGUUGUGCACUGUGUGUUCCAUUGCGCUCAAUCCCAGCAAAGAGGCCCUUCCACGGCGAUGCGGUUCUUAAGGUCAAUUCCUGAAGACCAGCUCCAUCUUUUCGAGAUCUGGAUACUCAGAGGUGGCUUCAACGAAUGGCAGAGUAUGUAUGGCCAAGAUAGUUCCGUUACACAGGAUUACGUACCUGAUCUAUGGUAA